AUGGCGACUUCUCAACCUUUGCAAUCUGAGCGAUAUCCGGCUGAUCAGUAUGAUAAUUCGUACUAUCUUCAUCACAAUGAUCAUGCUGGAUUGGUUCUUGUUACAGAUCGCUUGAAUACCCCUUCUGAAUUUCAUUCUUGGCGACAAUCGGUUCGUAUGGCAUUGAAUGUGCGCAACAAGCUAGGAUUCAUCAACGGUACGGUUCUUAAACCUGCAUCUACUCAUAGAGAUUAUGGUGCGUGGUCACGUUGCAAUGAUAUGGUGGCAACUUGGUUGAUGAAUUCUGUUUCCAAGAAGAUAGGGCAGAGUUUAUUGUUUAUCAAUACUGCUGAAGGAAUUUGGAAUAUUCUCUUAGCUAGAUUUAAGCAAGAAGAUGCGCCUAGAGUCUUUGAUAUAGAGCAGAAGUUGAGUAAGCUUGAGCAAGGUUCAAUGGAUUUUUCCACCUAUUAUACGGAGCUUGUGACAUUGUGGGAGGAGCACAAAAACUAUGUUGAUUUACCAGUGUGUACAUGCGGAAAAUGUGAUGCAGCAGCUCUUUGGGAGAAGUUACAAGAACGUAGCAGAGUGACUAAGUUCUUGAUGGGACUUGCUAAAUCUUAUGAGUAA
This is a messenger RNA of Brassica napus (rape), 606 nucleotides long. RefSeq lists its product as uncharacterized. Bases 1 to 606 code for a protein of 201 amino acids. The record is from RefSeq and is a predicted model, not a curated record. The transcript has a single exon. Lineage: Eukaryota; Viridiplantae; Streptophyta; Magnoliopsida; Brassicales; Brassicaceae.